Messenger RNA from Labeo rohita (rohu), 1531 nucleotides. RefSeq names its product organic solute carrier partner 1a (gene oscp1a). The record is from RefSeq and is a predicted model, not a curated record. Gene Ontology annotation, cellular component: plasma membrane; cytoplasm. The transcript has 12 exons. Bases 104 to 1279 code for a protein of 391 amino acids. Gene Ontology annotation, biological process: transport. Lineage: Eukaryota; Metazoa; Chordata; Actinopteri; Cypriniformes; Cyprinidae.
AAAGAAAAUGAACUUGAAAAAAAACGCCAACUGCAGCAACUAGUUUGUGUGAUUUCUGAAAGAAGUGAACCGCUAAUAAAAACGUACAAUAACUCUUUUCAUCAUGUCUCAACGAACUCUUCCUUUGCUCAUCAUAAACCUCGGAGGAGAAAUGAUCUACAUUCUGGAUCAGCGUCUCAGAGCGCAGGAUGAAAACGAUGAUAAAACUCAGAGAGGUCGCUGGACAGAUGCUGACAGGAAAAGAGUUAUGAAUGAUAUAGUGGGCACUAUGUUUAAUAAGGCUUUUCUAGAGGAGCUCUUGAGGCCGCAGGAUCUGUACUCCCACCGAGCCCUGCGGACAGUUUUGACACGGAUAGCACACGCCUCUAUUAUGCGUCUAAACCUGGCCAGCAUGGAUAAGCUGUACGAUUUGAUGACUAUGGCCUUUAAGUAUCAGAUCGCUCUGUGUCCACGUCCACAAGAUUUACUGCUCAUCACCUUCAACCACAUGGACACCAUCAAGGAACUGGUUAAGGAUAAUCCCAGCCUCGUUAACCAGAUCAACGAAGCUCAGAGGCAGCUUAUUGAGGUAUACACACCCAUAUCUGAUGGUGAGUUUCAACUGAUCCGACAUACUCUGCUGGUUCUCUUUCAAGAUAUGCAAAUCAGGGUCUCGAUUUUCUUGAAAGAAAAUAUCCAGAACCCAAAUGGCCAUUUUGUGCUGCAGACCUCAGGGCCAGUGCCUUACGGAUUUGAGGUUCCUGGUUUAAUCAGGUGGUUUAAUGCUAAAGGCAGAGAGGUGAGGAGGACAAGGUUUCCUAGUGGGGGAAGCUACGUAAGUGCUGUACGCCAGGGUUCAUUUGACCUCUCUGGAGACAGGGUCACACUUUUGGGCACUAACAUGUACAGCACACCCUCACCUGAAGAAAUGGAUCCAUCAACCACCUCUAAAAGCCAAAGGAAAGCAAAGCAGGCAGACACAAUGCCCAAUCCUCUGGCCAAAGAGGAACUCAACCUGCUCGCUAAACUGAUGGGUGGAAUGGAAGUGCAGAAACUCUCGAAUGUGGACGCUGCUUUCAAAGUGAACCUGUUAGCCUUAGAUCAGGAGGAGGAGGGCAUUGGAAUUUCAGAAGGAACGGAGCAUCAGUCAUCUAGAGUCAUCAACAUACAAGCCACACAGGAUCAGCUGGCCAGUACUGAGUUGGCACGCAUAGCAGGAGAAUUUGAUGAAGGGGGAAUCCCAACAGAGGGACUGGGAAACAAGGGGGAUGACUUGCUGGCCAUGAUGGAUGAGCUCUAAAGUGCAGUUUGGAGUCACAUCAUCUUGAGGAUCAUAUUUCCAUUAUUGCAUCAGAUUUCCUUCAAUAGCUACAAAUGUUUUUCCAUAAAUUCAGACAUUCAUUUUAUAUAUUCAUACAUUUAUUCCAUAUAUUCAGUCUUUUAUUCUGUAUAUUCAGACUUUGAUUCUAUAUAUAUUCUGACUUUCAUUCCAUAUAUUCAGACAUUCAUUUUAUAUAUUCAGACUUUCAUUCCAAAUAUUCUGACUUUCAUU